This is a messenger RNA of Rhizopus microsporus ATCC 52813, 1587 nucleotides long. RefSeq names its product cytochrome P450. Lineage: Eukaryota; Fungi; Mucoromycota; Mucoromycetes; Mucorales; Rhizopodaceae. Gene Ontology annotation, molecular function: monooxygenase activity; iron ion binding; oxidoreductase activity, acting on paired donors, with incorporation or reduction of molecular oxygen. Bases 1 to 1587 code for a protein of 528 amino acids. The transcript is spliced from 6 exons. The record is from RefSeq and is a predicted model, not a curated record.
AUGGACUAUUAUCACGAACUAAUACAAAAAAUCGGACAUCAUGAAAGAUACAAGACAAUUCUGGGUGCAGCAGUAGCAUCAGUAACCACAAUCUAUCUUCUCAAAAGAGUUAUAAGCGGUAUGUCCAAGAAAAAACCUGUUGAAUUCAAGGGUAUCCCUGUUCCCAAGGGAGAAUACUUUUAUCUUGGACAUGCACCGUUAUUAGGCAAGAGACCAGGAGAAGUUAUUACCAAAUGGCACCAAGAGUAUGGUCCAAUCAUUAGGAUAAAGAUGGGUGUUCAAAACUGGUUAUUACUUGGUGAUCCUCAAGUCGCUCAUGAAAUCCUUGUCUCUAAAGGAUUAGUGACAGCAGGUAGACCAGAACACACGUUCUUGGGAAAAAUUCAUGGAAAGGGCGGAAGAGGAGUUGUUAUGGUAGACUAUGGGGAGAAAUGGAAGGACGCUCGAAAUGCACUUUUACAUAUCCUUUCGCCAAAAUCAGUCGAUAGUUUAUCAAGUAUAAUCGAAAGAGAAGCCGAAAAAGGCGUAAAGUAUAUUGUGGAACUUGCAAAAUCGGAUGGAGCGAUUAAUCCACUUGAUUUUUCUCGUUUUAUUGCAAUGAAUCUGAUGUUCUCUGUCGCGUUCAAUAUCCCUGGUACAGAGUCUUUUGAUGAUCCUACGUUUAAAGAAAUGUUGCAUUUCGUAGAGAGAAAUGCUCAUUUCAUUGACCUGUCUAACGAUGCCAGUGUCAUGUUUCCCAUCAUGAAGUUGCCAGAAGCAUUAUUUGGAAAAGAGAAAAAGAUGAAGCGUUAUGUGGAUGAUGAGUAUUUCCCUUUUAUGAGACGAAUUAUCAAACGCGCUCGUGAAAGCGAUGGCGAUAGCCUAGUAAAGAAGGUUGAUAGCAUAAAGAAUGAACAUCGUAUCGAUGAAAUAGGUGUAACCGUUCUUAUGAGUGAGAUUCUUUCUGCAGGAUCCGAUACUGUAGCCCUCAGCAUGACAUGGUCUAUUGCGCUUCUCUGCAACUAUCCUGAUGUUCAAGAAAAGAUUUAUCAAGAAAUCAAGACUUUUAUUAAAGAGCAUGGGCGCCAUCCAACCUUUGCUGACAGGGAAGCAAUGCCUUACUUUAUUGCAUUUCAAAAGGAAUGUGUCAGAUAUCGUCCUGGAAUGGAUUUAGGCAUGCCUCACAAGGCUACGGAGGACUUUCUCUACAAGGACAGUCUUAUACCAAAGGGCACCAUACUAGUUUCUAACCUUCAUACCUUACACAGCGAUCCAAACAACUUUGCUGAUGCAGAUAAAUUCAUGCCUGAGCGAUAUCUAAAUGAUACACGAUCAAUGUAUGCCGCAAGCAAAGGCAACUAUCAAACACGAGAUCAUUACACUUUUGGAUGGGGCAGACGUAUCUGUCCAGGCAUUUACAUGGCUGAAGGUGAAAUGUUUUAUACCAUAACGAAAUUAAUAUCAAGAUGUAUCAUUAAGCCAGAACUGUCGUCAACAGGAGAAGAGCUCUAUCCUGAUUUACAAUGUGGUAUUAAUACCGGUAUCAGUAUUACACCUGUGCCUUUCAAAAUUCGCUUAAUUAAGCGUGAUAUUGAUAAUAAUAAUUAA